This is a messenger RNA of Rotaria socialis, 1194 nucleotides long. The record is from the annotation of a GenBank genome assembly. NCBI's taxonomy places the organism in Eukaryota, Metazoa, Rotifera, Eurotatoria, Philodinida, Philodinidae.
AUGUCGAGAGGACUAAAAUAUGUACCUACGUGUAUUGUGCGUGAGCUGGAAAACGAGGAAAUACCGGAAAACUGCGUACUUUUUCACAAGAGAGGCAUAGGUUGGAUCUACCGCCAAUGUGACAGUGAUCUCAUUCAUCAAUUAUCGGAACCAACUGCCGACCGCUCCGAAAUGCCCGCAUCCAUUGCUCCAGAGCGUCGACUUGAACAGCUUGGGCCUUUCGGCAUUCAAGAGACAAAUAUUUCUCUGUCUAUCACACAAGAAUCUGACAUGUACACAGUAAAUCUCAAUCAACGAUUGAUUGCUCUUGCCAACUGUCCUGAAGUAGCAAAUGUCGGUCAGCGUGCGCCAAUAGCUCCUGUCACAUUGAAUGAUACAGCACGCGAUGCAGCAAAAAUACCGCGAAGUGCCACGCACUUCUGCUGGGUCUAUCCACCGGCCGGAUUCACCCAAUUAUCUGAGAACAGUAAAACCAAAAUCGAUCGGAAAUUGGCUAGAGGCGAUCCGGACUACACUUUUCUUGCUCUGGGCGGUUUCGCUUACUUUCGUUUAGAUAUAUCCACUUUCAAGACAUUACGAAUCAAUUGUCUCGUCAAAGCAGACAAUGGUCUUCAUUUUGAUGGGCCUUAUUUGUGGCAAGGAGAGUAUACUGAGCACUUGUCUAGGGAAGGACGUUUUCAGGAUGUUACUAUUUCGGAACUGAUAGACGUCGGUAUCAAAUACUAUUGCUUCAUUAAUCCGAACGAGCGAUUGAAGAGUUCUCGACGAAAUGGUGUCCCAUGGACGCCAGCACCCGAUGGUGGUUUUGUCUAUUUAUACGACUCAAAACGAAUGCCGCACAAAUAUGAUUGCUACUUUAUCGUUGUUGAUAGGCAAAUGAUAUCUCAGAAAAGUACAUUCGUCAUGCCCUUCUCAAUAAUUCUUAACCAACAAAAUUCAUCUUCAUCAAACUUCAACCGACGUUCAUCGAGUGAACAAGAUUCAGGAACUGGAUCAUCACCACUAAUGACCAAUGAAGCAGCGGAUCAAUUCAAAUGUUCUAUUUGCUUCGCACAAACUGUUCGCUGCCUUUUUAUCCCGUGCAAACAUAUGUGCACGUGUGCCGAUUGUGCAAAUCGUAUCCGUGAACAGCUUCAUUCUGUUUGUCCUAUUUGUCGAGAGAGAUUUACAGAAGUCUGGGAUAUUUUUCUGUAA